AUGGAGGCAGUAGCUGAAAAGGUUGAGGUUAUUGUGUGUAGCUCUGAGAAGAAACAGGGUUCAAAUGAGGAAGAAUGGAGCACAAUGCUCAAAGUGGGGAGAUGCCGCAGUGUUCCCAGAUCAAGUACCAUGAUAAUAGCUUGGAAUUUAAGGGGGCUAAAUAAAAUGGGGAAAAUCAAGGAGAUAAGCUCCCGUUUUGUUGGUCUAAACCCUGACAUAGUAGUGCUUAUUGAAACAAGAGUGAAGGAUAAUAAGGCUGGUGCAGUAAGGAAUAAAUUGAAUCUUAGAGGUGAGUAUGUGGAUAACUACCAGAGACAUGAAAAUGGAAGAAUAUGGGUGUUUUGGAAUGAUAAUAAAGUGGGUCUAACUGUGGUGAAGGUUACUCAGCAAAUGAUACACUGCAGCAUUCAUGACACUAUGGGGAGAUGGAGAUAUUGGCUGACUGCAAUUUAUGUUAUGAACCAACUGGAACAUAGACAGAAAUUGUGGAAGGAUAUUGAGGACAUACAAUGCAACCAGCAGGGGCCAUGGUGCAUUAUUGGAGAUUUCAAUAAUGUGGUGACUAGCAAUGAUAAGAUAGGUGGGAGACAGGUCCAAGAGCAUGAAUACAAAGAUCUCUGCAGCAUGAUGGAGAGAACUGGACUGUAUGAGAUGGACAGCACAGGUGACCACUUCACUUGGACUAACAAACAGAGAGACAAUGCUAUCUACUCAAGGAUUGAUAGGAUUUUGGGGAAUAUAGAUUGGCAUCAACAACAUAUGGACUUUACCCUUCACAUUAUGUCACCCAGUGUAUUUGACCAUGCUAUGCUUUGCUUGAAGGAGAACCAGUUGAGUAGAAUCCAGAGGAAGCACUUCAAAUUCAGGAAUUGUCUGGUGGAGAUGGAGGGAUAUAGCAACACUGUGGCUAGGAGUUGGAAUGAGCAUCUGCCUGGGAGACAUAUGUAUGUGGUUUGGAAGAAAUUGCAAAGGCUCCAGCCUCAUUUGCGAGCCCUUGGCAAGCCACUGAGAGAUGUACAGAGAAACAUUGUCUUGGUCAGAAAUUUGCUGUAG
Molecule: messenger RNA, 1053 nt
Organism: Vicia villosa (hairy vetch)
Lineage: Eukaryota; Viridiplantae; Streptophyta; Magnoliopsida; Fabales; Fabaceae
Exons: 1
Coding region: 1-1053 (350 amino acids)
Molecular function (GO): catalytic activity
Source: RefSeq, a predicted model, not a curated record